AUUCGUCUCAAGAAUCUCGCAGCUUCCUUGUCGGACUCCCUCCUUUUCUUUGCCACCCCAGCAUCCUCCCCUUCUUCUCAGCAAGUGUUCACUUCAGCAUGGCAGAACCGACUCAGUCUACUGUGCACAAAGUCGAGCUCUACUGCUACGACCUCUCGGGCGGACUCGCCCGUCAGCUAAGCGCAGCGCUCCUCGGCGGACAUCACAUGGAGGCAGUCUGGCAUACAAGCAUUGUAGCACACGGCCAAGAAGUCUUCUUCGGCGGGGGCGAGGGCAUCAGCAUCACUGCGCCAGGGAGAAGUCAUCACGGCAAUCCGGUCCAGGUGACCCAGCUAGGGCAGACGGAGAUCGACAAGGAGACUUUCCAGAUGCUUAUUGAUGACCUUCGGGAGAGAUUCACGGCCAGCAGCUACAACUUGUUCAACUACAACUGCAACAACUUCUCGGACGAGUUCAGCAAGAUCCUGAUUGGGUCAGGCAUCCCGCAGCACAUCCUCAACAUGCCUGCCGACUUCCAGACGGCGCUGCGUAACAUGUCCAAUCGACCACAGGGAGGCAUGGCAAACGGAGCACCGGCCGGCGGGCCUGCUCCUCCCCUCGGGGGCCUGGUGGACAUGAUCAAUCAGCGAGCGCAGCAGUCGACGACAUCGCAGCCUGCUGCGCCCCCGUCAUCCGUUGCAGAGUCAAGCACCAACGCGCAGCCACACCCGCACGACAGUCUCUCACCACCCAUCACCUCACUCUCCUCCCUCCCGGCAUCGCCCACCUACUUCAUCGCCUCGCCGAUCAAGCCCGAUGCGCUGGCUCGCUCACUAGACGAGCACAUCCGUGCGGUCCGUUCACCGGAUUUCAAUGCAAAGGCAGACCUGCAGGAGGCCCGAAAAAUCAUCGUCAAGGAGGCGCUUCCAUGGAUCCAGGACGGUAGCGGCAGUAGCGCUGUGGGCAAAGUUGCGGCACGGAGGAAUGUGGAUGCCCAACUAGCACAGCGAUGGCGCAAGGCUAAUGAUGUCUUGUGCGCUCAGCUGCCUACAGCGGCCCUCUUCCCCCUCGUCGAUCUGCUGCGUCAUGCCGCUGCCGAUGGCAAUGCCGCCAAUCACAGCACGUACAACAACGCGCAACUCUUCUCUUCGGCCCUUGAGAGCUUGGCACCCAAGCUUGGCAAGACGCAAGGACCAGAUGAAGCAAGGUCGACCUGGAUGACCACCAUGUAUUUGCUGGCAAACCUCUCGGCGAACAAGGGCGACGGGGGCGCUGCAGGGAUCACGCUGCUGGUGGCUGGAUUGCUACACGCGGAUCUAAAAGUGGCAAAUGUAGCAGCCACGGCAGCGUACAAUCUCUGCCUUGUGCUAUCCGAGCGGUUGCGUCAACCCAAUUCGGCUUCGGUAGAAGAGGUGGCUCUGGAGGUGCUCACCGCCCUCCUCGAGGCUCUGAAGCGAACCGACCUGCAAGCGGAUACGGUCCAUCGUAUCGCUGCGAGUUUGAUGAGGGUAAUGUGGCGCUUCCCCGAUUUGGAGGCUCUCACGGGUUUGGCAGAAGUGCUUGAGGCUUCAGAGGUUCUAAAGGAGGCGGGGCGAAGGGAUAAUGUGGUUGGUGCGGGGAGCGACAGGGUGGCGAUCGAGGCACUGCUCAAAGACUGCGAGCGCUUGAUGAGAACGUAGAGAGCGGAGCCGUCAGGCGUGUUUAGAUAGCUGUUACACGAUUGCUUAUACCAUUGCGCGAUAAUCGUACAUCGUCUCAUCUUC
Jaminaea rosea is the source of this 1742-nucleotide messenger RNA. RefSeq names its product DUF862-domain-containing protein. Gene Ontology annotation, molecular function: peptidase activity. Lineage: Eukaryota; Fungi; Basidiomycota; Exobasidiomycetes; Microstromatales. The coding region runs from base 99 to 1658 and encodes 519 amino acids. Gene Ontology annotation, biological process: protein modification by small protein removal. The record is from RefSeq and is a predicted model, not a curated record. The transcript has a single exon.